This is a messenger RNA of Trematomus bernacchii (emerald rockcod), 3599 nucleotides long. It is a transcript of the gene pgm2l1, whose product is annotated as phosphoglucomutase 2-like 1. The record is from RefSeq and is a predicted model, not a curated record. Bases 110 to 2065 code for a protein of 651 amino acids. Gene Ontology annotation, molecular function: glucose-1,6-bisphosphate synthase activity; intramolecular phosphotransferase activity; magnesium ion binding. The transcript has 14 exons. NCBI's taxonomy places the organism in Eukaryota, Metazoa, Chordata, Actinopteri, Perciformes, Nototheniidae. Gene Ontology annotation, biological process: carbohydrate metabolic process.
GGCUAACAUUAGCUUCGGAGCUCCAGAGAGAGAGGGGCGUGUUCUGGGUCAGGAGGCCGAGCAGAGAGCACCAGAGGCGGCGUGUGUUCCCCGCAGAGAGCCGGUCAGCAUGGAGCACCGGAGCCCCGCAGACCCGCAUCUGGACCGGGUGGUGGAGCACCGGAGCCCCGCAGACCCGCAUCUGGACCGGGUGGUGGAGCACCGGAGCCCCGCAGACCCGCAUCUGGACCGGGUGGUGGAGCACCGGAGCCCCGGAGACCCGCAUCUGGACCGGGCCGUGGAGCAGUGGCUGAGCUGGGACCGGAACGUGCUGACCCGCUCCCAGGUGGAGGUGUUUCUCUCGGACAGGAAGUGGGAGGAGCUUCGCUCAAGGCUCUGCAGCAGAAUGAGCUUCGGCACCGCCGGGCUGCGAGGACCAAUGGGAGCCGGGUUCAACAGGGUCAACGACCUCACCGUCAUACAGACCACUCAGGGCUUGUACUCCUACCUGCUCAGGUGUUGUUCAGACGUCUCCAGCAGAGGAGUGGUGGUUGGUUUCGAUACGAGAGGACAGCAGGAGAGCGGCUGCAGCAGCAGCAGGCUGGCUCGCCUGGUGGCCGCGGUGCUCCUGAGCCGAGGUGUUCCCGUCCAUCUCUUCUCCGCCUUCGUCCCCACACCGUACGUGCCGUUCGCUGUGAAGAAGCUGGGUGCAGCAGCUGGAGUGAUGAUCACCGCCUCACACAAUCCCAAAGAAGACAACGGGUACAAGGUGUACUGGUGUAACGGCGCUCAGAUCUGCUCUCCUCACGAUAAGGAGAUCGUGAGGAGCAUCGAGGAGGAGCUGCAGCCCUGGAGCGCCUCCUGCUGGGCGGAGGAGGAGGUGCAGGUGAACCCUCUGAGGACAGACCCUCUGCCCCACAUCAACCUGUGCUACAUGGAGGAGCUGCAGAGCCUCUGCUUCCACAGGGAUCUGAACAGAGCCUCUCCUCUGAAGUUCGUCCACUCUUCGUUCCACGGUGUCGGUCACGUCUUCGUUCAGAAAGCCUUCGAGGCGUUCGGCUUCGUUCCUCCGCUCGCGGUCCCGGAGCAGAAGGACCCCGACCCGGAGUUCCCCUCGCUGCGCUGCCCCAACCCAGAGGAGGGGGCGUCAGUGCUGGAGCUUUCUCUCCUCCUGGCAGAGCGGGAAAACGCUCACAUCGUUCUGGCGACGGAUCCCGAUGCCGACCGGCUCGCUGCGGCAGAACGAUGUGACGGGGGUGGGUGGAAGGUGUUUUCUGGGAACGAGCUGGCGGCGCUGCUGGGCUGGUGGAUGUUCCUCCACUGGAAGGAGGCUCACCCCGACCCUGCAGACCUCCAGAAGCUCUUCAUGCUCUCCACCACCGUGUCCUCCAAGAUCCUGCAGGCCCUCGCCCGCAUCGAGGGCUUCCACUUCGAGGAGACUCUGCCGGGCUUUAAGUGGAUCGGGAACAGAAUCCACGAGCUUUCCAAAGCAGGAAACAGCGUCAUCUUCGCCUUCGAGGAGUCCAUCGGGUUCCUGUGUGGCGGCUCGAUCCCGGAUAAAGACGGUGUGAGCGCGGCGGUGGUCGUGGCUGAGAUGGCGACGUUCCUUCACAAUAAAAGCCUGAGUCUGAACCAGCAGCUGCUCAACAUCUACCACACGUACGGGCCCCACCUGUCGCAGACGUCCUAUGUGAUCUGUGACGACCCCCCCACCGUCAGCAGGAUCUUCCACCGCCUCAGGAACUUCCACGGCGAGGACUCGUACCCGCAGCACUGCGGCGGCGUGCGCGUCGCUAACGUCCGCGACGUUACCACGGGAUACGACAGCAGCCGCGCCGACCGCACAUCCGUACUUCCUGUGACAAGGAGCGGUCACAUGAUCACCUUCACGCUGCAGAAUGGCGUCGUGGCAACGCUGAGGACGAGCGGCACCGAACCAAAAAUCAAAUACUACACAGAGUACUGCGCCGCGCCGGGGACCAGCCAGGCGGCGGCUCUGCAGGAAGAGCUGGACCGGAUCACCGCGGCGCUGCUGGACGACUUCCUGGAGCCCGAAAAGAACAACCUGAUUCGCCGCUGCGUCUAGCCCUGCCCCCUUCUGCUGAUGACGUCACAUCCUGCCGUGUUCGUGGACGAAUCAGAGCUGCUUCUCACGAUGAAGUUCAGUUUGGACUGAAUCAACAAUCACUAAGGUCUGAGAUGGAAACCAAAGAGGAGGAUUUUCACAGGAAGAGAGUCACGUUGAAACCGUGGAAACAUAUUUCAUUUCAAGGACGGUGUACGGAAGUUCAUUAACGACAAAACAACUGAGAGCAGAAAAUAAUACAUCAUUCUAAAUCACGUUUCUGUGCGGCGGCCUUUUGCAAAAAAAUCAUGUCUACGCUCUUCGUUAACGAGAGAAUUUCUCUUAUUUUAACAACAAUUUUCAUUUUCUCAUGACUGAUGUCAUCACCAUUUUCUCACUUAAUAUUUCUCUCAUAGAUUUUCAGAUUUGUUAUAAUCUCGGUAAAUAUUAAAGUUUUUUUCCCGUAAAUUUCACAUGUUUUUCUUAAAUAUUUACAACUUCUGUCAUGGAGCCCUGGAUUGUAUUAGCCUCGCCAGUCCCUCAGCAUAUCUCGGGUAGUUUUCUCGUUGAUAUAUGACUUUAUAAUCUUACAGAAAACCCGUUAAUUAAAAAAUAUAUAUAUUGUAAAAUCCUGAGUUUCAUUACCCCACCAGAGAAAGCUAUGAAGCCGAAAUGUUGUGGUCUUUAUAAUUACGCAUUUUCAGUCGCACACAGUUUCGCGACUUCUUUAGAUUGACAGUUAUCCCGGUGAACGUUUUUUUCUGUUUUUAUUCAACUUAAAGGUAGGGUAGGUAAAGCCGAUUUUGGCCGUCGAUGGAUGUCAGGCCGACGAUGAGCGUCCUGUCGCCCUACUCAGAUUGGUGCACCGUCGUGUCUUUUCGGCCGUGCCGACACUUUUUUGGCCGAAAACCUACCGAUUCGGCAUGUAAGGGAAGUUAUUGUCAUUUGUUCUGGGAAUGUCAUUUUCGAGCCUGAGACCUGAAAAACAGGCUUGGGGCUUAACAGGUUGAAUCCACGAAAUUCAUAUUUGUAUAACCCCCAUUAUACCCCCAUUUUUCUGAUUAUGCAUUUUCACUGUCGUGCAUUUCGACAGUUUUACCACAAAUUACAUCACAGUUAGUGGCGUCACUAAAUGUGACUUCUGAUCUCUUUCUGAUUAUACAUUUUCAGUCGUGGUUUCAUCAGUUUUACCACAAACUGCGACUUCUCGUAAAAUAUGACUUUCUAAUCUUACAGAAAACCCAAAUCUUUCUUUACCUUAAAACAUUGUUUUACUCGUAAAUGUCCCAAUUUCUCCAGAUUGCAUUACAAUAAUCCCACAGAACGUUUGUUCUCGUACAUUUCUUAAUGUUUUUUCACGUAAAUAUACGACUUAAAUCUUGGAAAUUCAUAAUUGUAUAAACCCCAUCAGAGAAAGUUGUGAAGUCACUUAUGCGACCUUAAAGGGCCCAUGUCAUGGCCAUUUCCACUGAUCAUAAUUACAUUGUUGAGGUAUACUAAAAUAGAUUUAUACUGUGCAAUUUUCCAAACUCACAUUGGUUUCGCAUACAGCAUC